Messenger RNA from Tachyglossus aculeatus (Australian echidna), 1332 nucleotides. It is a transcript of the gene CCND2, whose product is annotated as cyclin D2. The transcript has 5 exons. NCBI's taxonomy places the organism in Eukaryota, Metazoa, Chordata, Mammalia, Monotremata, Tachyglossidae. Gene Ontology annotation, molecular function: cyclin-dependent protein serine/threonine kinase regulator activity. Gene Ontology annotation, biological process: regulation of cyclin-dependent protein serine/threonine kinase activity; positive regulation of G1/S transition of mitotic cell cycle; mitotic cell cycle phase transition. The coding region runs from base 1 to 879 and encodes 292 amino acids. Gene Ontology annotation, cellular component: nucleus; cytoplasm; cyclin-dependent protein kinase holoenzyme complex. The record is from RefSeq and is a predicted model, not a curated record.
AUGGAACUGCUCUGCUGCGAGGCCGAGCCGGUCCGGAGGGCCCUGCCGGACCCCACCUUGCUGAACGAUGACCGCGUCCUGCUCAACUUGCUGACCAUCGAGGAGCGGUACCUGCCCCAGUGCUCCUACUUCAAAUGCGUCCAGAGGGACAUCCAGCCGCACAUGCGCAGGAUGGUGGCCACCUGGAUGUUGGAGGUCUGCGAGGAACAGAAGUGCGAAGAAGAGGUGUUCCCCUUGGCCAUGAAUUACCUGGACCGCUUCCUAGCCGGGGUCCCCACACCCAAGCACCAUCUGCAGCUGUUGGGGGCCGUCUGCAUGUUCCUGGCUUCCAAGCUGAAGGAGACUGCCCCCCUGACUGCUGAGAAACUCUGUAUUUAUACAGACAAUUCUAUCAAACCUCGAGAACUGCUGGAGUGGGAGCUGGUGGUUCUAGGCAAGUUGAAGUGGAACCUGGCGGCAGUCACCCCGCACGACUUUAUUGAACACAUCCUGCGGAAGCUGUGCCAGCCUCGGGACAAGCUGCUUUUGAUCCGUAAACACGCCCAGACCUUCAUUGCCCUGUGUGCAACUGACUUUACCUUUGCCAUGUAUCCACCCUCCAUGAUCGCGACCGGCAGCGUUGGGGCAGCCAUCUGCGGACUCCAGCUAGACGUCGAGGAGAGUGCCCUCUCCGGGGACGGCCUCACGGACCUCCUGGCCAAGAUCACCAACACAGAUGUGGACUGCCUGAAGGCUUGCCAGGAGCAGAUCGAGGCCGUGCUCGUCCAUAACCUGCGCCGGGUCCAGCAGCGGGAGCCCCCCCCGAGCCAGCCCUCCAAGAUGGUGGAUGAGGUUGACCAGGCCGGCACUCCCACGGACGUGAGGGACAUCAACCUGUGAGGCGCCCGGAGAGACCCCCCCCGGCUCGCUUCCCCACUCCCACCCCCCACCCCUUUGAGUUUUAGAACGAACCCCCUCUUUCGCCCACCUGGGACCAGACCGGAUUUAAGGCUCUCCUAGAAGUGAAACAAGGCAGAGAAGGAAACCCAUCCCCUGCCCUCCGCCCGGCUCGGAGCGGGCGGGCGGCGUGGGGUCACCUGCACGCGUGGCCUGCCCCCUCCGCCAUCUGUGUCCCCUGGCAGGGACUCCCGGAGAUGGGGAGAGGGGGGCUUGGGCGUCAGUCCGCUGCUGCAUCCAAGAUGACGGUUGCAGCGGGCGGCCUCAGGCGCUCAAGGUGAGCGGUCAGGGCCGGCGGCCGCAGCGGCCUGCAGGUGGGCGGCCAUGGGCCACCCUGUCGCAAAGCACUUUGAAAAUUCUUCCCAAGGAAUAGAUGGAGUUGUUUACGGAAAUCGU